Molecule: messenger RNA, 1745 nt
Organism: Manihot esculenta (cassava)
Lineage: Eukaryota; Viridiplantae; Streptophyta; Magnoliopsida; Malpighiales; Euphorbiaceae
Product: AAA-ATPase At3g50940
Exons: 2
Coding region: 104-1576 (490 amino acids)
Molecular function (GO): ATP binding; ATP hydrolysis activity
Source: RefSeq, a predicted model, not a curated record
UUUCCAUUUCUCAAGUUCUUCUCAUAAAAAAUCCCAAUUCUGUGAUCUAAUUACACUUACCAAAAGCCAACUAAUCCUACAAAAACCCUGGAACCCAAAACCCAUGAUCCCUAAAACCACCGACAUGUCCUCCACCAAAGCAAUAAUCUCCGCCGCAGCCUCUGCUGCCGCCACGGCCAUGCUCCUUCUCUCCAUCGCUAAGGAAUUUAUCCCAAACGAGCUCCGACAAUAUGUCUACUUCAAAUUCACAACCCUUCUUGACUCUUUCUCCUCGGAACUAACUUUAGUGAUUGAAGAAUAUGAUAAACUUAACCACAAUCAUCUCUUCACAGCUUCAGAACUCUAUCUUGAACACAUAAUCCCUCACAACGCCCAGAGACUCAAAAUUUGUUUGCCCAAGAAAGAGAAUAACAUUUCUGUCUCCUUACAGGAAAAUGAAGAAAUCAUCGAUACCUUUAAUGGGAUUAAACUGAAAUGGAAGUUUAUUUCAAGAAAAACACCAGUGAAGUUUAUCCCCAGCCCUGAUCAGUAUAGCAAAAUGCCUGUAACCGAGGAAAUGUUCUUUGAGUUGAGCUUCCACAAGAAGCACAAGAACAUGGUUCUCGACGCUUACAUAAAGCAUGUGAUCAAGAAAUCGAAAGAAAUGAAAGAAAAGAAGAGGACAUUGAAGCUGUUCACAUUGAGCCCGGAUAGGAUGACAGGGAGAAGAGGAGAAACAUGGCAGUCUCUGAAUCUUGAUCAUCCUGCUACGUUUGAUACGUUGGCGAUGGAGAUGGAGGAGAAGAGGAUGAUCAUGGAGGAUCUUGAAAGGUUUGUGAAGAGGAAGGAGUUCUAUAAGAAAGUGGGUAAAGCUUGGAAACGUGGGUACUUGCUGUUUGGUCCACCAGGGACCGGGAAAUCAAGCUUGAUUGCUGCAAUUGCAAAUUAUCUCAAGUUUGAUAUAUAUGACUUGGAGCUGACUGAUCUUAAUACCAAUUCUGAGCUGAGAAGGCUGUUGAUUUCGACUGGGAAUAAGUCCAUACUGGUGGUGGAGGACAUUGAUUGUUCCAUCGAUUUGCAAAAUAGGAAUGCAGAAGCCGGAGCUCUCAGGCCUCAACCUAGUCGAGGUUAUACUCAAGAAAGAAAUAAGGUUCAGGUGACGCUAUCAGGAUUCCUGAACUUUGUGGAUGGAUUAUGGUCAAGCUGUGGGGAUGAAAGAAUCAUAAUUUUCACAACCAAUCACAAAGAAAAGCUUGAUCCUGCCCUGCUGCGACCAGGACGAAUGGAUGUGCACAUCCACAUGUCUUGUUGCAGUCCAUGUGGAUUCAAAACCCUGGCAUCCAAUUACCUGAGGAUUACAGAUCACCCAUUUUUCGUCGAGAUUGAAGAGUUGAUGAAGACAACGACGAUUACUCCUGCAGAAGUAGGUGAGCAGCUGAUGAAAAGUGAGGAACCUGAGAAUGCUUUAAGAGGUCUGAUUGGGUUCCUGGAGCGCAAGAAGAUAGAAGACGAAGAGAGGAAGAAGCGAGAGAAUGAUGAAAGCAAAGCUACAAGUGAAGAAUCAGGAAAGCAGAAGAUGGAGAAUGGUGAUAUUUAGAGGAGUAGAUAGAAAGAAUAAACUUAUGAACUGAAUGAAAAUUUGUUUGUGGGAAAAUUCUGUGGAUGAGAAUGCUCAAAAGCCUUCUACUCUAAUCCAGCUCGAAUAAUUUGCAUCCAACUCACAAUCUGUGAAAAGCAAUUUCCGUCUCUGAUGUGAAGUGUUCACA